Molecule: messenger RNA, 608 nt
Organism: Jatropha curcas
Lineage: Eukaryota; Viridiplantae; Streptophyta; Magnoliopsida; Malpighiales; Euphorbiaceae
Gene: ASL5
Product: Lateral organ boundaries (LOB) domain family protein
Source: RefSeq, a predicted model, not a curated record
ACUUCCAUUCUUGAAUUCCUUAUAACUUGAAGAAGAUAACAAUGGCGGGUUCUUCUUCUCCUCCUUGUGCAUCUUGCAAGCUAUUAAGGCGUCGCUGUGCCAAAGACUGCAUCUUUGCACCAUAUUUCCCUUCUCAUGACCCCCACAAAUUCGCCAUUGUUCACAAGGUUUUUGGUGCUAGCAAUGUCAGCAAAAUGUUGCAGGAGAUUCCAGUUGAUCAAAGAGCAGAUGCUGUGAGCAGUUUAGUUUAUGAAGCGAGUGCAAGAGCUCGAGAUCCUGUCUAUGGAUGCGUUGGAGCAAUUUCUUAUCUACAAAAUCAAGUUUCAGAGUUACAAAUGCAGCUCUCAGUUGCUCAAGCUGAGCUAUUUUGCAUUCAGAUGCAGCAGCAAGAGCCUGUAAUAUUUCCAAACCAAGACCAAGAUCAUGAAGUUAAAUCCUCACUUGAUUUAGCGACUAAUAAUAGUAGUGGCAAUCAAAUUCCUCACUAUUAUAACUUUACAUCUUCUAGCAAUGUAACAAUUCAAGACCCUCUCAAGAGAGAGUCUCUUUGGACUUAAUUAAUUAAUUAAGUUCAAUUAUAUAUACAUUUUUUUCCUUUUCUUGAUAAA